Chanos chanos (milkfish) is the source of this 1983-nucleotide messenger RNA. RefSeq names its product AT-rich interactive domain 5A (gene arid5a). Gene Ontology annotation, biological process: regulation of transcription by RNA polymerase II. Gene Ontology annotation, cellular component: nucleus. Gene Ontology annotation, molecular function: transcription cis-regulatory region binding. The transcript has 6 exons. NCBI's taxonomy places the organism in Eukaryota, Metazoa, Chordata, Actinopteri, Gonorynchiformes, Chanidae. The record is from RefSeq and is a predicted model, not a curated record. The coding region runs from base 1 to 1983 and encodes 660 amino acids.
AUGAACCGAUCGCGAUUCUUCGGGCUCUCAGAUUUAGUUGAUUGUCUAAGGAGAAGGGAGAGGAAAGACUCCAGCGCGGUUCCCCCCUCCGCAGACACCCGCUCGCACCACUCGGAUGAAUCUGACACGAACGCCGCUCUGCUUUGCAUGCAACACAUUGCUUUUAUAGUAAAUGACUGUAACACUCGAGAGAUGGAGUCGUCAGAAUCCACCAAUGGCAACGAAGAAAGCUCCCGAUCGGUCCAAUCAGAGACUGAGGAAAGGACUUUUGUGACCAAUCUAUACCGGUUCAUGAAGGACAGAGGCACGCCCAUCGAGAGGAUACCUCACCUUGGCUUUAAGCAGAUAAACCUGUGGAAAAUCUACAAAGCCGUGGAGACACUGGGCGGAUAUGAUUCGGUGACAGCUCAGAGGUUGUGGAAGAACGUCUAUGAUGAGUUGGGAGGUAGCCCAGGCAGCACCAGCGCAGCAACCUGUACACGCAGACACUACGAGAGGUUGGUUCUCCCCUUUGAGAGGCAUUUGAAGGGUGAGGAGGAUAAGCCCCUCCCUCCUUCCAAACCGCGUAAGCAGUACAAGAAGAGCCCAGAGGGAAAGAGCAACAAGACAGAGGCUAAGAGGAAGAGGAAACUGACGGACAGAGAGGGCGAUAGAGACUCUGAGAAAGUGGGCCCAGACCACCACUGUGAGAUGGGAACCUGCCACCUUUCGGCUCACUGGCCCGCGAGCUCCGACAGAUCGAUUCCCGACCACCUGGACUCGCACAGCGACGUCGUCUCAGUCGGUGACCACUCUCCCAUAGCUGCCUGCCACAUGUCCCACCAAGCCCAGGGCGCAAACCCUGAAACGUGCACCAGGGGAACCUCCGUGCUUCUGCCUCCGGGUCCGGCGGAGGUCAUCUCCCCCCUGGAGAAGAAAAAACGUCUUGCCCAGGCCUGCCUGACCGUUCCUACUCCUCCAGGAGGGGACGACACGGCGGAGAGGCCCUCCGUCAUCCACCACUCCCAGCCCCCAACGUGCACGCCCCACGGACGGACGCGAAACUCCUCCGAGGGCUCUCCGCUCCCCCUCUCGUCUCCUUCCGCCUCCGUCUCCCGCGGCUCCUCGCCUUACUCGAUCUCCUCCGAGGACUCGGUGAAAACUCACAGUCCCUCCGUCGCCGAGACGGAGAAACGGACGCCGACGCAUUUCAGCCCCGGCCGUCCCUCCGUGUCCAGCAACGUCGGGGUGUGCAAGCCGCAGAGCCAGUACCCCAGCAUCAAAGACCAAACCGACUUCUCUCGCCAACAUUACAAGGAAUUCCUUCAGGUCAGCCCCUCGCAGGGGGACUGCGUCUCGGACAAAGCCCAGAGGAAUCUCCCGGGCUGGGGCGCCGACGGAAGGGGAGGGGCCAGAGCCUCGGCCCUCAAGCCGCCUCCCAUUUCCCAGUACGGCUCGCCAGCCAAACCGUACUGGUCGCCCACCGCCUCAAGUUUCACCAAAGUACUGCCCAAAUCCGCCGACCACUGGCGGCCCGCCUCCACACAGCCGGUAUAUAAACUCGCCCACCAGCCUCACUCUAAGCGACCCAUGCCCGAGGAGUCUUUGAGCCACAUGAAGAAAGCCAUGUACACGUUGCGUUUCCCGGACAAGAAGGAGAAAUCCAAGCCGGUAUUGGCCAAGCCGCUUCCCGCACCGCAGCCUCUGUUGCAUCCUCACCCUGGUUUGCCCUACCUGCCCCCACCGUACGACAGAACCGGCAGGGGCGAUCUGUCAGAGCCCCACCUAAAGGCACUCCCCAUUCAUCCAGCCCUGAUCCAGGCCCCCUUAAACCUUCCCCAGUCUCAGGGCCACCUCGCGCACCGCCUUCCGCUGGGACCCAUCUACCCUGCCGCGUACGAAUCCACCCUGCGGGCUUACCCGUACUCCGUGCCGAUUUGGCAUCCUCACGCGACGUACAGCAUGGCGAAUUUGCAGCCUUUCUACCCCAACACCAGGCUAUAG